AUGGCGAAGACGGAGUCCGUUGAGGCUCUUCUGGCGCCCUCAUUACGCGUCUCUCGACCUGUUGCGGCGUGUGCGAGAUGUCGCUCAGCCAAGAUAAAAUGUGAUGGAAAACUUCCCGCCUGUUCCGCUUGUGAGCGUUCUGGCAAAGGCAGCAGUUGUACAAGCGCCAACGAUGAAUUUGCUCGUGGCAAGGAAAGAAGUUAUGUUGCUGCCCUGGAGGCCGCUGCUCAAAGACUUCAGAAGAAAAUAGAGCGUGCCAGAGCCGAAAUCGCCAGUCAGAAGCCUUCGUCAGCCUCAUAUCCGGGCCAGCAAAGGCAACAACCACCCAGGAGGAUCAGUGGCACACGGCGCAAGGAGGCAUCCGACGUAGACGAACUCGUCAGCGAUUUUGGAUUUCUGACGGUCAACGCUACCUCUCGAGACUUCCACGGCUUCACCUCUACCGUGUCUUUCGCCAAGUUGCUUCUUUCUGCCGCCACAAGGGAUGAACUGCCUCCUACCGAAACACGCGGUCUCCCACCGAGAUAUGCCAUCACACCAAUGAUCAGUCACUAUAUGGACAAUAUCUACGUCCUCUUUCCGUUCUUCUCCGAGACGGAGCUGAUGAGUAGCCUUUCGCGCAUUUACAAUGAAUCGUCAGGCGGAGGGUCGUCUGUCUCUCCUCUUGAUGUUUGGAAUGUGCGACUCAUCCUGGCCAUCGCUUACGCUGCUUGCUCUCAACGAAGAGGUGACGAAAACGACAAGACCGCCCUACAGCACAUGACGGCUGCUCGUAGCUUGGCAGGCUACGUUCUUCACCCGGGAUCGAUAGCCGGGUUACAAGCACUUCUGCUGCUUGUACAAUAUGCUUUGGUCGACCCUGCUCACUUUGACAGCUGGUACCUUGCUGGUAUGGCUUCGCGCCUUAUGGUUGAUUUGGGCCUUCACUGUGAACCACCAGCCGAGUUGAAGAUCAGUAAGAGCGCAUUGGAUCUGCGACGCAGAAUAUUCUACUGUACCUACGCCCUCGACCGCUUGGUCAGUAUGUCUCUGGAUCGAGCAUUUUCCUUCACCGACGACUCGGCUUCCGAAGUACCGCUUCCCACGUCGGCGACAGAUGGUUCGCCAUCCAAUCUUUUCCUCCGCUCCACCCGGCCGUCACUGUUCCUAUUCGACAUUCGCAGAGUACAAUCCGCGUUUUAUCAGACGACGCGAUGGUCUUCGCGCACCCAAUGGCCCCUUGCAACAGCAGCCACGUAUGCUAGUUCCGUAUCCAAUGACAUACACGCAUGGUACUCCACGAUUCCACCCAAUCUGUCACAGCGCCAUGUCAUGCUCUUUAACCUGGAGAGGUUGUAUUGCCAGAUUUUGGUCGUAUCACCCAAUCAGAGGGUCCCUGCCAGUAAUAUGACAGACCUCAACAAAGAGCUCGUGUUUGAAUACUCGUCUCAAUAUGCAGAGUUGUUACAGCCUAUUACACAGGAUGUGACAUGGCAUGCAUACUUGACCUACGCAGAUAUCUGUCGGGCCAAGUACGUUGGACAAAAGUUUGUGGAGGUGAUGUGGUCGGAUUUCGACCGCCUGUUGAAGACGUCGCACUCCGUUCGAGAAGGAUCCCCCGUUACAAACAACGUACCGUUGGACAAUGGACAACGUGCAACCAUUUUCCUACGCAAGAUCAUCGAGAUCUUGGACUUUGCUCGACAUCGCUGGGCUAUGCCACAGAUGCGCGAGAAAUUUGAACAAGAGUCAGCAGUACUCUUCUCACGUCUGAAAAGCCGACAGAUGGAUGUCAAGCCGGUUCAAUACUCGAAUACACCCAACACGACCGCCAGCAGCAACAACAACAACACGGGUUAUAACAAUACUGGAGUCGGCGUGUGGACGAACCCGAAUCAGUAUACACACGAUGGCGCUGCCUUGCCUCAACUUCCCAGUCCUCCAAUUAAGCAAGACCUCAAGGGCCAGCACGGCCAGCAAUCUCAGCCAAUGCUGACACCACCGGAAGAAUAUCACAUGGGGUCGAAUUACCCACUGCCACCAGGCUCUCUGCCACGACGGAGCUACGAAUUUUUUGGUGGCCGGAAGUGA
Messenger RNA from Exophiala viscosa, 2070 nucleotides. RefSeq names its product fungal-specific transcription factor domain-containing protein. The transcript has a single exon. Gene Ontology annotation, molecular function: sequence-specific DNA binding; zinc ion binding; DNA-binding transcription factor activity, RNA polymerase II-specific. Gene Ontology annotation, biological process: DNA-templated transcription; positive regulation of transcription by RNA polymerase II. NCBI's taxonomy places the organism in Eukaryota, Fungi, Ascomycota, Eurotiomycetes, Chaetothyriales, Herpotrichiellaceae. The coding region runs from base 1 to 2070 and encodes 689 amino acids. The record is from RefSeq and is a predicted model, not a curated record.